AUGGUAUUGUUAGCGCCCCUGAAAAGGCACAGUCCGACCAACGCAAACACAGUCUCCAACGAAGACGCCAACAGCGAUCAACUUGUCUCAACAAUGACACGAAAAAGGGCCAAACAUACCCGCACUCGUCUUGGCUGCGCGACUUGCCGUUCUACAGGAAGAGUCUGCGACUUUGUCGAAGACUCGAGCAAUGAACGGCGCAGUUCGCUCCUCGCAAAAAGCGCAUACGUAUCAAUCGUACCGCGGCCCAAUCCUAACGAUGCCAUCUAUCAGCUAGCCCCGCAAACCGGUCGCUGGAUCAACUUUUAUCAAGGACACUCAGCUCCUGAGUUUGCUGGAUACUUUGACGUGGAGUUCUGGAGCACCACCAUCUUGCAACUAAGCUACCGAGAACAAUGUGUCCAUCAAAUGCUCGUUGCCAUUGGUUCCCUCCACGAGUCUUUGAAGUCUGGCCUCGCACAACACUCGGACUCGAAUGCCGUUAGCCUGUAUAAAUACGCCGAAGCAGAGUACACGAGGGCUGUCAGUCUCCUCAAUACGCAUAUGACCCAUCGAGGAUGGUCAGCUCUCGAGAUUACACUCGUGUGUUCCAUCCUCGGUAUAAUGUUUGAGUGGCUGCGUGGGGGCUAUCAGGACGCUGUUCGACAUCUCACAAGCAGCUUCAAGAUCCUAUCAACGUGGUUAUCCCACACCGCCCCACCAUCUACCACCACCUUUGGGUCGCCAGGAGGCCACCUCAUACGGAGUCAGAUAAAACCGAUCUUUCAUAUUUUGGUCCUGCAAUCAAGAAUGUUGCCGAUACCCCCCAGCGUGCCACCGAAGGUAGUCCAAGCCCCGGAGCAAAUAAUGCCUGAGUUUUCCAGUGUCGCUCACGCUCGGAAUGUUCAGCUCGACCUCUUGGCUUAUGUUCUUGUGGUUCCGCCAAAAGUCACAGGAUCCAAAGGGAGAACGCACCAGGUCGUGGCGGAACCAUUGCGUCAAUGGUCCGACAAAUUUGCACUCUUCGUCUCACAACAGCCGCAAUUGGCCUCCGAUCCCUGCGUAAAAAUACUAAAAGUAUGGCGCAUUAUCACAGAGAUGAUUCCUCUAUCACCUUUCUCUUCAGAGCCGGACUCUUCAAAUGGGCUCAUUAUGCAACUCUCUACCUUAUUGGAUGACAUUGAGAGUCGGAAGAUAGCAGUUGACAUAGGAGCGGUUGCGAUCUUCUAUUACACCGCUGCGUACUGCCGUCAUCCCAAAACGCAUUGUCGAGCUAUUGCUUUACUGAAGUCGGCAGGUGGACCAUGGGGCCACCAUGUUGCUAUCAAAGCCCAACAAGAGUACGCCAGAUUAAAGGAUAAUGAUCCGAAACUUGGAUCUCUUUGA
Colletotrichum paranaense is the source of this 1365-nucleotide messenger RNA. RefSeq lists its product as uncharacterized. NCBI's taxonomy places the organism in Eukaryota, Fungi, Ascomycota, Sordariomycetes, Glomerellales, Glomerellaceae. The coding region runs from base 1 to 1365 and encodes 454 amino acids. The transcript has 2 exons. The record is from RefSeq and is a predicted model, not a curated record.